Molecule: messenger RNA, 1144 nt
Organism: Theobroma cacao (cacao)
Lineage: Eukaryota; Viridiplantae; Streptophyta; Magnoliopsida; Malvales; Malvaceae
Product: VQ motif-containing protein
Source: RefSeq, a predicted model, not a curated record
GACAUUAUUUAUUGAGGAAGAAAGAAGUAGGAUAGCAAGCAAAGCAAGUCAUAGUUUUGACAUCUUGCCCUCUCGAUUAUUAAUACACCAACACUCCUCCCGCUGACUCUCUACAAUCUGACAAUUUCUCUUCCCCACCGACACAUUGCCCCAUAACAUAAGCCACCCAAAUCGAAACAUAAGCUUUAAAACUCCUCCUUCUCCACCCUAUACGAACACCCAAUAUACCACUCUAUUCUCUUCCAUGGCUGCCUCUUCUAACACCACCACCACCACCACCACCACCAAGCACCAACCCGCACACCCAACCUCACCCAAUACCACCUUCGUCCAAGCCGACCCUUCCACCUUCCGCACCAUAGUUCAGCAGCUCACAGGCGCCCCCGACGACCCUUCAGCUCAAAAGCUCCCUCUCACACACCCAGCUCGGCCAGGCGCUGCCACCGACAUGGGCCCUAAGAAGCCUGUUUUCAAGCUCCACGAACGUAGACAAGCCAUGAAAAAGCUCGAAAUCAAGCUGAACAGCAACAACAUUGGCAAAAGCGAAUGGCCUUCGGAUUUCUUGUUCGUCAGACAAAGAGGGUUCUUGGUUUCGCCGGUUUCGACGUUGGACUUCUGGCCGCGCGUGAGCCCGACGUCGCGCGGCGGAAGUGAGAGCUCGAGGUCCCCAUUUGAGGAAGAAGAGAGAGCUAUUGCGGAGAAGGGAUUUUAUCUGCAUCCGAGCCCUCUGAGUACGCCUAGAGGAGGAGCUGAGCCUGAGUUGUUGCCUUUGUUCCCUUUACAUUCUCGUAAGGAAAGUGAGCAUAAUUAUGAUGAUAAUUCUUCCUCCAAAUGAUUUGUUUAUUAAGAAUUAGAUGAGAUUUUUAAUGGAUUUUAGUGUUAAUUAUUUUCAGUUUUCUUUAAGCAGUUUUAAAGUUUUUAACCUUUUAGGAGCUAACAGAAAAUCAGAAAUGGCUGCUGAUGCUUUGUCUGCCUAACAUAUUGCUUACGCGCUCCCUUUGCGCUGGCUUCGGCACAAAUGGAUGCAGUGUGCAGCUGAUAUGAUGGCUUUUCUUUCUAAAUUAUUACUGCGACUUAAAGAUUCCAUUUUCUUUGCUUUUCCUGUAUAUUUCUUUCUCAAUAACAGCCCAUUUACUUAUUUUUA